This is a messenger RNA of Cyclospora cayetanensis, 546 nucleotides long. Its product is annotated as 60S ribosome subunit biogenesis protein nip7. Lineage: Eukaryota; Apicomplexa; Conoidasida; Eucoccidiorida; Eimeriidae. Gene Ontology annotation, molecular function: RNA binding. The transcript has 5 exons. Gene Ontology annotation, cellular component: nucleus. The record is from RefSeq and is a predicted model, not a curated record. Gene Ontology annotation, biological process: ribosome assembly. Bases 1 to 546 code for a protein of 181 amino acids.
AUGCGGCCACUCACUGAGGACGAGAUAAAGCUAGUGCUCGAGAAACUUUCAAAGUUUCUCGGUGAUAACUUGAUGCACUUGAUCGAAAAUCCAUCAAACCCUCACGUCUUUCGCCUUCACAGAGACCGCGUCUUUUUCAUGAGCGAGAAGCUUCUCAAGGCCACUGGCUGCAUUCCGCGCAAGAAUCUUCUAAGUGCGGGUCAGUGCCUGGGCAAGCUAACAAAGGCCAAGAAGUUCCGUUUGGGCAUUACGGCGCUGCACCUAUUGGCGAAGUACACGCCACAUAAGGUUUGGCUUAAGCCGGGUGGCGAGCAGGCGUUUGUCUACGGGAACCACAUCAUCAAACGACACGUGGGGCGUCUGACGGCAGACAUGCCGAGUGGAGCGGGCGUUUGUGUUUUGUCUUUGAACGGGGAUUUGCCUUUGGGCUUCGGCACGAGCGCCAAGGCCACAGCGGAGAUUCAUGCGGCCCCUACAGAAGCCAUCUCCUUUUAUCACCACGCCGAUGUGGGAGAGUACCUCAGGGAGGAGGCAGACCUGGUAUGA